AUGGCAAGUACUGCUUCUCAGGAUGAAAGUAAAAGUAGCAAACGCAAGAAAGAUAUGGAAGUCCUAGACUCAGAAAUGCUUCAGUGUGCAUUACCAUCAAAAGAACCAUCUUCUUAUUCAGAAAUCUCUCAAGGUGGAGACACCGAUGCACUAGUGAAAGACUUGAGGAAAGAAAUCAACCUUAUACUUUUAAAGUUUGCAAAGAUAUUGAGUGAGCUGUCUGCAGUGGAUGUACGCUAUGUGGAUGAAUUUGAUGACAUUCUUAAAGAAGCCAGAUCAUUGGAAACUCAGUUAAAACAGAAGAGGGAAAGCCUUAGGAACCAACUAACUAUGAUUGCAAAUACUUUACAAAGAUAA
Molecule: messenger RNA, 357 nt
Organism: Nanorana parkeri
Lineage: Eukaryota; Metazoa; Chordata; Amphibia; Anura; Dicroglossidae
Gene: TEX12
Product: testis expressed 12
Exons: 4
Coding region: 1-357 (118 amino acids)
Source: RefSeq, a predicted model, not a curated record